CAGUUUUGCCGCGGAGCAAAGCGUUUCAGCUCCCGUCUCUUCCCCCGCUGCUGUAAACACGUUUUUAUGUCUCCUUCAGGCUCUUGUUUUUCUCUCGCCGACGCGGUUCCCGUUUUCCCUGCACUUGAACGCACCGCCGAGUGUCCUCCGCGACCAGAGGACGUCUUUGCGGAAAAUAUCGAUCAUCACUAAUUUGAAAGAAUACGUUUGUUCUCGUUUGGACUAAGACCAGCAAAACAGCAAGCAAGGACGUGGAGCAGAGAGGUCACUGAGGAGGAUGACAACACAGGAAUAGAGAACAGUGUGGAGAGAUGAGAAAGAGGCUGAAGUAAGAGGAGGAAGUGGAACUCCAAAGUGCCUAGGACGUGGUUUCGUCCAAUGAGUCUGUUGGAUUACAGUAGAACAGCAGGGCUCAGUGUUUGUUUGGCCUUGAGUGGAGGCUAUAUUCUCUCCUGACAGCUACAGUCAUCCAUCCCACGUUGCUGAGCUGCAGUCCCGACAUACCCUGAGCUGAGCCACAGCCUUGUCUCGUCAUUACGAGGACAUCACAGUGUGAGGUUCUGCUGUUUUUACUCUACGGCAAUCUUUUGUGUUUCUGACAGGCCACCCAAAUACAGCCAUAGAAGCACGACAGGGACUGGCCCGGCUCUGACCAUGCUGACGUGAAUGUAACAGAGUGAGAAGGUGUCAGCUUUUAAAGAUAAUCACACAGACAUAUCCAAGCAGACUAUGGUGAUGUUCUUUAUUUAGUAUAUUUUUUUCUUUUCUCUUUUGAGACAGAGCCGGCCUCUGCUCACGGUAAAGUCCACUAUCUUUACCCAGAGAAACUUCAGCUGCCACUUUUCCCAGGACGAGCUAAUAAACAUCCCCCUAAAAUAAACCAACCAAACGGACUUGCUGCCUAUUUGCACUAAGGACUUUUUUUUUUUUUUUUUCUUUUUGUCAUAUAUCGUCAUUGUUUUUCCAGGGACUUUUUUUGCUCGAAUCACCAUUAGUCACCAGACAUUUUUCCAUCUAUCCGGGCCCGGCACUGCUCAGUGUUUGAGAGCGUCUCAGAUGGCUGUCAGCAUGACCAUGGGACGAGACACCAAAUGGCUGACCUUGGAAGUGUGUCGGGAGUUUCAGAGAGGCACCUGCUCACGGUCUGAUGCCGAGUGUAAGUUUGCACAUCCCUCCCGAAGCUGCCAUGUGGAGAACGGUCGAGUCAUCGCCUGCUUUGAUUCUCUCAAGGGGCGCUGCACACGAGAGAACUGUAAAUACCUGCACCCGCCUCCGCACCUGAAAACCCAGCUGGAGAUAAAUGGCAGAAAUAACUUGAUCCAGCAGAAGGCCGCUGCAGCCAUGCUGGCUCAACAGAUGCAGUUCAUGCUGCCUGGAGCACAACUGCAGCCCAUUACAACAUUUCCAGUGACACCCUCCCUGGCAACGAGUCCCAGCAUGGCAUUCAGUCCAUAUCUAAGCCACGUGGGUCCAGGCAUGGGCUUGAUGCCUGAACUGCUGCCCACCGCUCCCCUGCUUGUUCCUGGGAGUCCCACAGGCCUGGCAGCCAUGGGCAAUGGCACCUCUGCACAAAAACAUGCUCGUACAGACAAGCUGGAGGUUUGUCGAGAGUUCCAGCGUGGUAACUGCACACGGGGUGAGAGCGACUGCCGCUAUGCUCACCCCCUGGAGGCUGGCAUGGUGGACUGCAGUGAGAACUCUGUCAUUGUCUGCAUGGACUACAUUAAAGGGCGCUGCAGCAGAGACAAGUGCAAGUACUUCCACCCCCCAGCUCACCUGCAGGCCAGGAUCAAGGCUUCACAGCACCAAGCUAGUCAAAACACAGCGUCUGCAUCCCUGGGUCUGCCUCCAGGAGCCAUGCAGCCGCUACCAAAGAGGUCAAUCUUAGAGAAGAGCAACGGCAAUGCAGCUGUCUUUAACCCUAGUGUGUUUCACUACCAGCAAGCCCUGGCUAACAUGCAGCUCCAGCAGCCAGCCUUUAUCCCCACUGUUCCCAUGAUGCACGGUGGAAACACCUCCUCUGUUUCGUCGGCCUCGACCCCAGUCACCAAUGUUCCUUUCGCUGAAUCUGCUGCCUCCAAUCAGUAGAUCCCUCAGAACUUUUGACCUCUGAUCCAGUGGAGCUCCAGUGUGUUCCUGUGGAAACUCAUUUUUGUCCCGUCCCCAAACUGCUGGUGGCGGCUCCAGUGGCACUAAACUCAGUAAGCCUUUCCCGAAAC
Messenger RNA from Cololabis saira (Pacific saury), 2219 nucleotides. It is a transcript of the gene mbnl3, whose product is annotated as muscleblind-like splicing regulator 3. Gene Ontology annotation, molecular function: metal ion binding. The record is from RefSeq and is a predicted model, not a curated record. The coding region runs from base 1057 to 2088 and encodes 343 amino acids. Lineage: Eukaryota; Metazoa; Chordata; Actinopteri; Beloniformes; Belonidae. The transcript has 8 exons.